Priceomyces carsonii is the source of this 1803-nucleotide messenger RNA. It is a transcript of the gene CNT, whose product is annotated as Cntp. The record is from RefSeq and is a predicted model, not a curated record. The transcript has a single exon. NCBI's taxonomy places the organism in Eukaryota, Fungi, Ascomycota, Pichiomycetes, Serinales, Debaryomycetaceae. Gene Ontology annotation, biological process: nucleoside transmembrane transport. Gene Ontology annotation, molecular function: nucleoside transmembrane transporter activity; symporter activity. The coding region runs from base 1 to 1803 and encodes 600 amino acids. Gene Ontology annotation, cellular component: plasma membrane.
AUGUUGUCACAGGAUGAACAAAGUAUUGCUACCGAUACAAGGGUACUCGAAAUAAGAGAAGAAGACCUCAUCAAAGAACAGUCAGAGGUAUUAGAUAAAGGAAAAGAGGUUCCAUAUGAACUCGAACAGACCGAAUAUUCCUCAUUAGAAGAUGAUCAGUGUAGCACUUCGAAGAGAAAUGGACUCUCGAUAUCUAUUAAAUGUUUGAAGGAUAGGAUUCCAUAUAUGAAACAAAUCAUUCAUAUGUUUUUUGGAUGUUUUUUUACAUCAUGGUGGUUAUCAAUCGUGAUUCAAGAAAAACAUAGACACCAAUGGUUGAUUCCAACGAUUCUAUGGAUGAUGAUCAUGGUAAGAUUAAUUACCUGGAACUGCAACAUAGUUCACUUCUUGUUUAGUUACUGCCAAAGGAUCUGGUACUUUGCAACUGAUUUUAUAUAUGAAAAAGUGUUGAUGACUAGAACUAUGAGGCUUAUGACUGGUGCCACGGGAACCGUCGCUAUUAUUUUAAUCGGCACUUUUGUUCCUUCUGAAACUUCGUAUUCCAAAAGAGAAGACAGAGCAGUUUCUUUUUUUGGGUGUGUUGUUGCACUAUUUGGAUUGUAUGUCACCUCCAAUAACAGAACGAAAAUACAGUGGAACACAGUCAUUGGUGGGAUGUUGAUGCAAUUUAUUAUUGCUUUAUUUGUCUUGAGAACUAAGUGUGGAUAUGAUGUCUUUAAUUUUAUUUCAACUUUAGCAAGAGAAUUAUUAGGAUUUGCCAAAGAUGGUGUGUCAUUCUUGACCAACGCAGAAGUCUCUCAGCUAGGAAUGUUUUUCUUUACAGUGCUUCCCGCUGUUGCUUUCUUUGUUGCGUUCAUACAUAUAUUGUAUUACUUUGGUGCGAUCCAAUGGUUCAUUGGAAAAUUUGCCUAUUUUUUCUUUUGGUCCUUAAGAGUCUCUGGUGCUGAGGCAAUCACAGCAGCCGCUUCUCCGUUUAUAGGCAUGGGUGAAUCAGCAAUCCUAAUUAAAGACUUCAUGCCAUUUCUCACCAAAGCUGAGCUUCAUCAGAUUAUGUGUUCUGGAUUCUCAACCAUUUCGGGAUCAGUACUUGUUGGAUAUAUAGGAUUGGGAUUAAAUCCACAAGCAUUGGUGUCUUCUUGUGUUAUGUCAAUCCCUGCAUCAUUGGCGGUGUCUAAGCUAAGAUUUCCAGAAACUGAAAUUCCAUUGACAAAUGGUAAAGUUGAAAUUCCUCAAUCACUUGAAGCGGAAGAAGACAAACCCACUAAUGUGUUGCAUGCCUUUUCAAACGGUGCGACCUUGGGAUUACAGAUUGCCCUUACCAUGUUGAUUCAAUGUAUGUGUAUCAUUGGGCUUGUCGCAUUGGUUAAUGCUCUUCUAGGAUGGUUUGGGAACUUCUGGAAUAUAAAAGAAUUGUCUUUAGAAUUGAUGGGAUCUUAUCUCUUAUACCCAGUUGGGUUCUUAUUGGGGACCCCUAGGAAUGAAAUACUUCUUGUUUCAAAACUUAUCGCCACAAAGUUCAUACAGAAUGAGUUUGUAGCUUACAAUCUCCUCACUACCCAAUCUCCAUACAAUGAAAUGUCAAAGCGAGGUAUUUUGAUCGCAACUUACGCUCUUUGCGGUUUCUCCAACUUAGGAUCUUUGGGUAUCGCUAUCGGAGUCUUGAAUACACUUUCAAAACACAGAAGAUCGAAAGAUAUUGCUUCCUCUAUCAUUUCUGCUUUAUUAACCGGUGGAAUAUCUACACUCAUUUCAGCAGCAAUAGCUGGAAUGGUGAUACACGAUAUAGAUUCUUUUAAUCUCUAA